AAUUCCAAAUAUAUAAAUGUAUCAUUUUUUUUUCAGGAUAAACUAAAAAGAAAAAUGUAUCACAUAAAUUGUGGGAUAGAGGGAGUAUGUGUUAUUGAUCAUAUGAAUUUUUUUAGUCUUUUCCCCAUUUGAGAAUUUGAAGCUUCUGAUAUAUAUUUUGUCUACAACAAUUCGUGUUUUUUUAUGGUCUGCUUGCAAUUUAUAGUUCAUGCAUAUCUAUUUUCUCAUUUAAAGUUUUUAAUGGAAUAAAUGAGAGCAGCAACCUACUGAUUGAGUGAUAGUUUCCAUGUGGCAGGGUUGGGUUUUGGAUUAUUUUGCUAGUAAUAAGAAAUGGUGAUUCCUCCACCAGUUAGACCAGAAAGAGUGCUGAAGUAUCUCAAACCUUACGUGCUGAGGAUGCACUUCACAAACAAGUACGUAAAUGCUCAAGUAGUUCACACACCAACGGCAACAGUGGCUGCUUCCGCAAGCACACAAGAGAAAGGCUUAAGGCUUGCCAUGGUAGAAGCAAAAGAAAAUACUAGAGAUGUUGCUGCCGCUGCAAAAAUAGGCAAGUUGUUGGGAGAGCGGUUGCAGAUUAAAGGUAUUCCGGCCAUAUCUGUUUUCUAUAAGAGAGAGCAACGAUACCAUGGGAAGGUCAAAGCAGUUAUUGAUUCAGUGAGAGAAGCGGGGAUAGAAUUGGUUUGAUUGGAACAAGAUGACCACGUUCUUGUUUCAUGACCUGCCGGAUUUCCUCUUCUAGGCAAAGGAUUUAUGUAUUCGACUAGCUUUGUCCAAUUUUGCUAGCUAAGCUCUAUUUGGACAAGUUUAUCGUCGUCUUAGUUCUUGCAACUGGAACAAUGUGUUGUUUGCAAUGUAUAGGAUGUCACUUCUGACAUGCCCUGUGCCAACUCUAUGAUCACUUGGGUAUACAUCUUUUGUUUUGGUA
This is a messenger RNA of Lycium barbarum (goji berry), 928 nucleotides long. RefSeq lists its product as uncharacterized. The record is from RefSeq and is a predicted model, not a curated record. Gene Ontology annotation, biological process: translation. Gene Ontology annotation, molecular function: 5S rRNA binding; structural constituent of ribosome. The transcript has 2 exons. Lineage: Eukaryota; Viridiplantae; Streptophyta; Magnoliopsida; Solanales; Solanaceae. Gene Ontology annotation, cellular component: ribosome. The coding region runs from base 331 to 687 and encodes 118 amino acids.